Cydia pomonella (codling moth) is the source of this 1971-nucleotide messenger RNA. RefSeq lists its product as uncharacterized. The transcript is spliced from 3 exons. NCBI's taxonomy places the organism in Eukaryota, Metazoa, Arthropoda, Insecta, Lepidoptera, Tortricidae. The record is from RefSeq and is a predicted model, not a curated record. Gene Ontology annotation, biological process: positive regulation of voltage-gated potassium channel activity; regulation of synaptic transmission, cholinergic; sleep. Bases 110 to 559 code for a protein of 149 amino acids.
CACUCUUCAUUCACUCGCUCGCGACCGAAUAAGCUCGUCGCUCGUUCAGUGUUUCGAAUUUUGAAAUCGUGAUUGUGUUUUGUUUAUUUUAAUAAAAUAACUCGUGGAAAUGGCGAAUCUGGCGCUUUUGGUUCCCGUGCUGCUGGUAGCUUUAUUCAUUAAAGAAGGAGAAUCCGUGCGCUGCUGGACAUGCUCGUCGGACCUCCACAACAACUACUGCUCAGACCCCUUCAUGGCCGGCCGGAUCGACAAUCCUUACGGCGUGCAGCUGUCCAAUUGUGACGCCAACACCGGCGCCACCUACCCUUACCUCACCUCGUCCAAGUCAGCGUGCAAGAAACAGAGGAAAUAUGUAAACGGCGAGCUGGUGAUCUCUCGUGGCUGCACAUGGAAGCGGGCCGACGACUACUCCACGACCUGCCCGAGCACGUCCAACGGGCCCAACGAAGUCACCUCCUUCUGCGAGACGUGCGACUACGACGGUUGCAACGGCGCCGGCGCCCUUGCGAAGACUGCUGCGCUAUUGUUGGCGCCGCUUGCGCUUCUUUUGUUUAAGUAAACGAAUUGUAGCUUUUAAGGUGCCUUUUGAACGCCAGUGAUAUCAAGAUUUUAAGCCUAAUAUAUGAAACAUAAAAUGAUCACAAAACUUAGGCCAGUAAGAAUUAUUUCUUUAAGCCGCAUGAGCUACUGCAACUAUAAAGAAUGUAUGUCUCUAUGAAUAUUAAAAAACUAUUAUCUACCGAUGUUGGAACAGACGGGAAGAACCGUCGUUAAACACCCUAGUGGCCUAGUUGUUGUACCACGGCUGUUAAGUUUACAAACACCUUUUGGUGUAUAACAUAGUUAAUAUAAUGUGGCGUUCAAAAGGUUAAUCAUAGCCUGAACAGACUGGUGUGCGCGAUCAGCAAAAACGAAAUAAUGCACACAAAAAAGUGGAUAGGAAACGAAACACUUAAUAAAUGCAGUCUUCGCUUGUCAGUCUUUUCGGGACCUGAUUCUCGCGGUUUUGUUUUAGCAUUUGUGAUAUGGUAUUCCGGUGAUUUGAUACAUAGGUGCAUAUGAAUAUACAUGUAUACUAAGGCAGCUAUGGUGGACUUGCCUUAUGAAAAAAGAUUACAUAGGUAUGAUUGUGAAAUUCGUCAUGUGUUGCAUGCUUUAACGUAGUCAACGUCGACUAUCAAAACAUCGGAAAACUUCGCUAACUAUGACAAAAUAAUUAUUUAUUACAUAGCAGUACCGCCAGUAAAUAAAGGGUCACAGAUUACCUUAUUACUGUAAGUAAAAAUAAUGACAUCCUCUUUCUUAGCUCGCUACACUUCCAUUAAAAGUACCAAAUUAGUUACCCACCGUAAUAUAAGUUACUUCAUUAUUACAUAAUAACACAAAGCUGUUUUUAUUCGCUGACUUAUUGUUCGACAAAGAUUUGUUAUUCGAAAUGUUUAUAAACUUUUAUUCGAACAAGCCUUUGCUGUGCCUUACUUGACUGUUUUUUUGUAGCUAAUUCCAGCAUUUUAAUGUAUUUUUACAUACCUACCAGUGUACCUAAGUACGUGGGUUAGGCCUUAUUCGUACUUGAACUUUUACGUUAUAUUUGUAGAUAGCUUGAGUAGUGAAUAAAGGUAUAUUGUAAGAAGCACGAUUAAAUAUAUCUAAGAAUAAAUCAGUUCAUUACAUUUUACAACAGCAAAAUUAAUAUGAAAAACUUUAAUAAGUAAUAAAUAAAUGUUAGUUAAAUGUAUGAGUUGUAAAUAUUGUGUUGAGUUUAAUAAUAAUAACAAAGGGUGUUUUCCAUUUAAAUAACGUAACGGUAUAAUGAUGAUUACCUACGUCUUUUGCGGGCGUACUUUUUGAUUAUGACAGUUUUAAAAUUAUUUUUUGUAAAUCUAUGUUUAUUUGUUUAAAUUAACUACCUGGACAAUUUUUACUGAUUUAAGAAAGGUGCUAACUUAAAUAAAGUUUAACCUAGCCUAA